Molecule: messenger RNA, 201 nt
Organism: Cetraspora pellucida
Lineage: Eukaryota; Fungi; Glomeromycota; Glomeromycetes; Diversisporales; Gigasporaceae
Source: the annotation of a GenBank genome assembly
AUGCAAACACUAAAUAAUAAGCGAAAGGGAGAGGGCAUCGCAUCACAAGAGAUUCCAAUUAUCAGGAAAAAAUUAUCUCGCCAUGCUCAUGCAAAUAGAAAUAAAAAACAAAAGUGCGAUCAUAAACAAAAUAAGGUUUUUUGUAAGCCAGAAGUUGCCAAGCCUAUCAUUAAAGAUGAUAUUAUCUUUGAUUCAUCCUGG